Neltuma alba is the source of this 3681-nucleotide messenger RNA. Its product is annotated as receptor-like protein kinase. Gene Ontology annotation, molecular function: protein binding; ATP binding; protein kinase activity. Lineage: Eukaryota; Viridiplantae; Streptophyta; Magnoliopsida; Fabales; Fabaceae. The transcript is spliced from 6 exons. Gene Ontology annotation, biological process: protein phosphorylation. The record is from RefSeq and is a predicted model, not a curated record. Bases 1 to 3681 code for a protein of 1226 amino acids.
AUGAAGCUGCUAUUAUUUAUCCUAUGCUUUUCUCCUUCUUUCUAUGGUACUUCUACCUUGAGUUUGGAUGGGUUGACUCUAUUAUCACUACUGAAACGCUGGACUUCCGUGCCUCCUUCCUUAAAUUCAAGAUGGAAGUCCUCUGAUUCUACCCCUUGUUCAUGGCCAGGGAUACAAUGUGACCGUUACCAGAAUGUGGUCUCUCUAAACCUCACCGCAUCUCAGAUUUUUGGUCACCUUGGGCCAGAAAUUGGACAGCUGACUCACUUGCAGAAACUUUUGUUGGCCACAAAUGGUUUCUCAGGUACAAUACCCCCAGAGUUAUGUAAUUGUCGUCUGCUUGAGUAUGUUGAUCUUUCUGAGAAUCAUUUGUCAGGAAAUAUACCUUCAGAAAUUGGUAAUUGCAAAUCUUUGAAGUCGUUACAAUUAUAUUCCAAUCAACUCGGAGGAGCCAUUCCAAAUGAAUUGGGAAGCCUAAGUAAAUUGGAGGACAUUAAAUUGUAUUUCAACCACUUGACAGGUGAAAUUCCACUUGCCAUUUGGAAGAUUCAGAGUCUUAAGCAUAUCCUUCUUCAUAAUAAUAGCCUUUCAGGGAAAUUACCUUCAGAGAUGACAGAGCUCAAGCAUCUGAAAAAUAUCUCAUUGCUUGACAACCGAUUCUCUGGACCAAUUCCUCAAAGCCUGGGAAUCAAUAGCAGUUUAGUGAAGCUGGACAUGAUGAAUAAUAAGUUUACUGGUGGCAUCCCCCCAAAUCUUUGUUUUGGAAAGCAACUCCGCACACUGCUUUUAGGUCAUAAUCAAUUUCAAGGGGGCAUACCUCCAGAUUUGGGAAGAUGUGCAACUCUUGCAAGGUUGGAUCUCAGUGACAAUAAUCUUUCUGGGCCUAUUACUAAAUUUGAAGGUAAUAAUGAUCUCAUGUACAUGGACAUGAGCAAGAACAACAUCAGUGGAGAAAUUCCAUCUACUUUGGGAAGCUGCACAAAUCUCAUUGGUUUAAUUCUGUCCACAAAUAACAUCACAGGGCUUAUACCCUCAGAGUUAGGAAACCUUUUGAACCUUCAGGUUCUGAAUCUUGCUCACAAUAAUCUAGUCGGUACUUUGCCGCUGCAACUGUCGUACUGUACCAAAAUGUUUGCAUUUGACGUGGGAUUCAAUUUUCUUAAUGGUUCAUUCCCAUCAAGCAUGAGGAGCUGGACAGUUAUAGGCAGAUUAAUUUUAAGGGAUAAUCAUUUCAGUGGGGUUGCCCCAUUUUUCUUCUCAGAUUAUACCCAGCUUCUCGAAUUACAACUUGGUGGAAAUAUGUUUGAAGGAGUAAUUCCCGAAUCAAUUGGAUUCAAUAGCUUGUGGAUGCUCGAAAGCCUGGAUUUAUCCCUGAACAAUUUGACAGGAAGCAUACAAGCUCUUGGCAUAUUUUUUUCAUUAACAAAAUUCAAUAUAUCUUACAACUCAUUUUUUGGUCCUUUACCAGAAGGGGUAACGGGAUCUCCAUCAUCUUUCUUGGGAAAUCCUGGCCUCUAUGUUCGUUGUUCAACCUCGGAUGUCUCGGGUUGUGAAUACCAAUUAGGAUCAACUGGCCCCAAAGGCAGUAAAAAACCAAUUUUAUUUAUAGUGCUUGUCAUUUGCUUGUCAUUUGUAAUCUGCCUCUCAUCUGUCACUCGCAUCUGCUGGUUUAUGCAAAUAUCUAAUGGGGAGGUCAAUGUUGACCAUGAAGAACAAGAGGAUUUGUUUUCAAACGAUGAAGGAUUUUCUAGAAUUUUUAACCUACUAGAUGCUACAGAACAGCUACAUGAUCAACAUAUAAUUGGUGAAGGAGGGCAAGGAAUUGUUUAUAAAGCCGAACUUGAUAUUGGAGUUUUUGCUGUUAAGAAGGUUAAAUUUGCACAAAGCAAUAGGAGGAAACCAAACAUGAUCAGGGAAAUUGAAAUGACUAGGAAGAUGAGGCAUCAAAAUGUGGCAAGAUGCCUAGGCUCCCGGAUUGGUAAGGAAUAUGGUCUAAACAUUAGCAGGUACAUGGAAAAUGGAAGCCUUCAUGAUGUUUUACAUGAAAAUGUUCCGCUACCCUACUUAGCAUGGAAUGUCCGCUACAAAAUUGCUAUUGGAAUUGCAAAAGGACUAGCAUACCUCCAUCAUGAUUGUGAUCCACCCAUAUUGCACCGAGACAUCAAACCAAAGAAUAUACUCCUUGAUUCUGAUAUGCAACCUUGUAUUACUGAUUUUGGUAUUUCGAUUGCUUUGAAUCAAUCCUCUUCUACGGUGCGGCUACGGUCAACAUAUCAUAUAGGUACUCGUGGCUUCAUGGCACCAGAGACUGCAUGUGUGGUAGUGCCCAGCUGUGAGCUUGAUGUAUAUAGCUAUGGGGUAGUUUUGCUUGAGCUGAUAACUAGAAAGAAAGUAUUAGACUCCUCAUUUUUGGAAGAGGAAACCACUUUGGUGGGUUGGUUUAAAUCUGUAUGGAGGAGAACGAAUGAACUUGAAGAGAUUGUUGAUUCAUCCCUUGUAAGGGAGCUUUCAGGUUUAGACGUAAAGGUGCAAGUCAUCAAAGUGCUUUUGGUGGCUCUAAUUUGUACUGAGACAGAUCCAGGAAAGAGACUGAAAAUGAGAGAUGUCAUCGAAUUCUUUGAAACGCCCACUGAUCCAGGAAUUUUCAUUCAGCAUGACAGAGCGUUUCAUCUAGGGGGUUCUCUUGCUGCUGCAGCAGCCUCUAUAUUUUUCCAGGAGGAAGUCAAGAUCACUGCCAAUAGAGGUUCUUACCCAAUUAUUCACAAGCUGAUGGCGCGUGAUUUGAACAAUUCAAAUAUUAUUGGCAGAGGAGCUCAUGGUGUUGUAUAUAAAUAUUCACUAGGAGCAUCCCUAGUUUAUGCUGUAAAGAAGGUUUCAUUUGCUGGUAACAAAAGAAAGAUUGUAAAGAUAGCUAGAGAAAUUGAAAUCAUUGCAAAGAUUAGGCACCGAAAUCUGGGCAGAUUGCUAGACUUUUUGUUCAUAAAGGACUGCUGUCUGAUCUUGUACAAUUACAUGCCAAAUGGAAACCUUCAUGAUGUUUUGCAUGAAAAGAAUCCACCGCCAUGCCUAGAGUGGAAUGUCCGGUAUAGGAUUGCUCUUGGAAUUGCUCAUGGGUUGGCUUAUCUCCAUUAUGUUUGUCAUCCUGCCAUAGUGCACUGUGCCAUCAAACCUAAAAAUAUACUUCUGGAUUCUGAUAUGGAUCCUCGUAUUGCUAAUUUUGGUGUUGCCAAGCUUUUGGAUCAGUCUUCUUCUUCAACAUCAUCUUUACCAGUUCCAGGCACACAAGGGUAUAUAACACCAGAGAGCACAUAUACAACAGCAAAUACCAGGGAGUUUGAUGUUUACAGUUAUGGGAUAGUUUUGCUUCAGUUGAUAACUAGAAAGAAGGCAGUAGAUCCAUCAUUUAUGAAUGGAACUGAGAUAGGAAUUUGGGUCAGAACUCAAUGGAGGGAAACAGGAGACAUUAAUACAAUUGUUGAUUCAAGCCUUGCAGAGGAGGUUUUGAAGUCAGAUGUACUUGAACGAGUUACCAUAGUGCUUUUGCUGGCUUUGAGUUGCACGGAGAAGAAUCCGCACAUGAGACCCACAAUGAGAGAUGUCAUCAAGCAGUUAGAAGAUGCUAAUCCAAGGACAAGGAGUAAAAAGCUUCCAAGUUCCAUCUCCUUAAAGACCCGUAGUUGA